UUCAGUUUCCCAGAAAUGAUGUGCGUUGUUACGGCCAAAUUAUGGCCUUGGCCUUUCUGGGCUGGGUGCUGCCCAUGACUCCUGUGGGAGGGGAGACCCCAUCGUGACUCCCUGCCCUUCUCCUGUGUUCCUGAGGGUGACCAUUGCAGUUACUGAAAGCCUAGGGCAUGCCGGCCUUGUGUUCCUGUGUACUGGGACCUGAAGAGGAGGAGCUGUCAUUGGUCCAGUCCCCAGCUGGAGAAAUUGAGGCUGAGAGGGCCAGGGAUCGAACUGCAUCCGAGGUACAUGCCCUUGACUGAAAUUGAACCCACGACUCCUUGGUCCACGUCUGCCCACUUUUUAACACUUCAGUGCACAAACUUGAGAGAGUAAUGUGUUGUUGAGACCUUUGGAUGAUAUACGUGACUGAACCCAGAAACCCAGAGAAGGUCUCCACAGAUGCUCAUAACGCAAGGACUUCUGGGGAACGUAGUUCUGGCUUGCAGCGAGCGAGGCUCCUGGCGCUGAGCCAGAACAUUUCCAGAGGAAGUUGCUGGGCGGGAGAAGGAAGGGAGAUAGUUUUCCGCAAACGUCUCCGUUCCCGGCGCACCACAGCGACGAAUGGGGGCCUUCGCUCCGCGUCCCCACGCGAUUGGCCCGCGGCUUUCCGAGCACCGGCAAGUAGUGCUUUACGAGCCUCGCCCUCGCAAGGCCAUCUGGGAGUUGUAGUUCAGGCCCCUUCCUGAACUCGGCGGCCGGGCGGCGGCACCCAAGUCCGAGGCGGUCCACCGCCUUCGGCACUUGGCUUGGAGGAUGGAUCCCGGACCUGACGCGGCGCCGCUGGCUGGCCUGGCCUGGUCGUCGGCCUCGGCGCCCCCGCCGCGGGGAUUCAGUGCGAUCUCCUGCACUGUGGAGGGGACGCCCGCCAGCUUCGGUAAAAGCUUCGCACAGAAAUCUGGCUACUUCCUGUGCUUCAGUACCUUGGGCAGCCUGGAGAAUCCGCAGGAGAACGUGGUGGUCGAUAUCCAAGUCCUGGUGGACAAGAGCCCCCUCCCGCCGGGCUUCUCCCCGGUCUGCGACCCCCUGGACUCCAAGGCCUCCAUGUCCAAGAAGAAACGUCUCUGUGUGAAGUUGGUGCCCCUAGGAGCCGCAGAUACAGCUGUGUUUGACAUCCGGUUGAGCGGGAAGACCAAGACAGUGCCUGGAUACCUUCGAGUAGGGGACAUGGGUGGCUUUGCCAUCUGGUGCAAGAAGGCAAAGGCACCUCGGCCAGUGCCCAAGCCCAGAACUCUCAGCCGGGACAUGCAGGGCCUCUCCUUAGACUCACCCAGCCAGCCCAGCAAGGGCAGGUUCCCGGAGGGGACGAUGUCAAGACUCGGCUCGCGGGCCUCCACCCUGAGGAGGAGUGACUCUAUCUAUGAGGCUUCCAACCUCUAUGGCAUCUCUGCCAUGGAUGGGGUUCCCUUCACGCUGCACCCCCGAUUCGAGGGCAAGAGCUGUGGCCCUCUGGCCUCUGCCUUUGCCGAUCUGACCAUCAAGUCGCUGGCGGACAUUGAAGAGGAGUACAAUUACGGCUUCGUGGUGGAGAAAACAGCAGCUGCGCGCCUGCCGCCCAGCGUGUCGUAGCCCCUUGCCUGUUCCAGGGAGGAGGCCCCUGGCCCACACCCCAGGACUGGCAGCUGGCCCACCCUAGCCCAUGUUGGGGACCUUGGCAGAGCAGGGCAUUCUGGACCCUCAGCCACCUGGAGAGCUGCCACCUGAAGUGGGUGGACCUGGCUGCUGGGUGAUGGGGUCUCUUGCCCCAGGCCCUAUAGGGCAGGGGUGGGGGCUAGAUGUAAACCAGUGCCUUCAAGUCAUUUGUGUCAAAACUUUCUGGUGCCCGGAGGCCACACUGCUGUCCUCUUGGCAAUAAACACUAUGCUGUCUGUUGUCUGGAGCCCUGAUCCUGGCCUGGGAGUGGUUCAUGGUCUUCACCUUGUGCAAGCUGGAGCAGCCACGCACCCAGCAAAUGGGUGACAUCCUGGAGGGGAGGUGGCCCUGCUGCUACUCCCUUCCACAGAAUGGGAAACUGAGGCUCAGUGAGGCCUGAUCCAGGAUUCUAGAUCACAAAGAAGACCUGGUCAUGCUCUUCUAUUUUUGAGUAUAACAGUAAUAAUAGUAACAGCUAUCAUUAAUCAUGGGGACCAUGUCCCUAACACCUUAGACAAAGUAUCUCAUUUAAUCAUGUCAUAGCCAAGUAGGAAGACCAUGUUUUGCUACCAUUUUACAGAUAGGGAAGCUGAGGCAGGGGACAGCUAAAGUCACAGCUGGGAUUAGAACCCAGAGCCUGCUCUUGAUCAGAAAACUGUUCUGUGCACCCUUUUCCUCUGCUGCAGUUUAGAGACAAAUGGUUGACUCUCAUUAUUCACACUAGUUCCAUUUUAUAAAGUUGUGGCAAAAGUGGAAUUAGUGAAUACUGGAUUCUUCUGGAAAACAGGUGGAUUUCUACUAGUAGCUCUGGUCACAUUUUUGUCAAGUGAUUGAUACAUAACCUUAUCUUGUGUGUGUUUCAAGAAACCUUGUUUAUUAUAUACAUACUGCUGAUUUGUUAACAUUGAACUCACUGCCAACAACUGUGUAACUGACACCUGAACAAAGCUAAUGGAACACGCAUAUUCUCCAAAGGCACGUGGCAACCUUCUGGAGCUUAGGGACAUCAGAUAGCCCUUCAGCACCAUGCUUGGGGGCCUUUUUAAAUACGAAAUGCCAAGGAAAAGCACAAAAAAUGUGAAAGAUAGACUGCAAAAAAGUCUUGUUUACAGUCAGUGAGCUGGAACCAGAAGGCAGAGUGUCACCUUGUUCCACCUCAGCUGGGAACAUGUGCCUCCCAGGACUCGAAUGUUUCCCUGCUCUGUGUAUAUCUUCCAAUGACCACAAAAGCACCAGGAGUAUUUUAAUUUGGGGGUUACAAAUAAAUUUUAGCCUGUUAGAGAAUUUGCAAAUAUGGAAUCUACAAAUAAUAAGGGUUGAUUGUAUUUGUGAAAUUAACUGCCCCAGGCCCACUGUCUUUCUGUCACGUGUGUGCUUCUCUCUUUUCUGCUCUCCCCUAUAUCCCUGUAGCAUCAGGGUGGCUCAGGUUAUGCUGCUGUCAGGAAUGCCCCCAGAUCUCUUUGGCUCAGAAAAGCUAAGGCUCAUUUCUCAUCCAUGUCACAUGCCCAUGGCAGUGCAGCAGCAGACUCUGCUGGUCGUGCGGCAGCCACCAUCUUCUUGCCCUGACAGUGGAGAUGGGCUCAGGAAAGUGUUGCACUAUCAGUUAGAUGCCCUGGCUAGGAAGUACCUUGUUCAAGUUCUAUUCACAGCUCGUUGGCCAGAAUGGGUCCCAUGGGACCUGAAGGGACAGACCAACCAACUGGACCCUUGGGUCUAACAAUGUUGCCUCAGGAGUCUGAGGGGGGAACUGCCCUGCACAAAGGUGUGAGGGAAGAGGGUUCCUUAAUCUGUAGUCUGAGGAAAAUCAAAGUUCCACUUGAGGGGUCUGAUAGGGGAGGCAAGCUUCUGCUCUUCAGUCUAAGGGAGGGGGCAAAGCCCUCCUCUGGGUUCUGAGAGGGGAGGCAAAGCCCCACUCUGGGGUCUGCGGUGGGGAGGCAAAGCCUUGCUCUAGGGUCUGAGGGGAGAGGCAAGCCCCUGCUCUGGGGUCUGAGGAAGGAGGCAAAACCCUGCUCUGGGAGUCUAAUAGGAGAGACAGUUUUCCUGGAAGGGGUGGUAUCCAUGCAAAAUGUACCCCCUCCCCACCACACUCAGCUGCCUUGAGAAAACUAGGCCUCAGGUGGUAAGAUAUCUCCUCCAUCUCCCCCUCUGGGCUCUGCCAGCCCCUGCCAGGUCCCGCCCAGGCUGCUCUGGCGCCGGCCUAGGAAUUCAAUCUGGCUGGAAAGUAAAGGCUGUUUGUUUUCCCUGGUCACCUUCUUGGCCACCCAGAAACCAGCCCCGGAUCACUUUCCAGGGCAACCAUGUGUGAUCGGAUCCCUUGGAUGACCUGUGCUGGCCUCGGGUCUAACUGGACCAGCCGUCAUAUGGCCCUGCAAAAUCCCAGCCCUUUGAGUCCUGCUGGGCCUGGCCCCUUACAAGCAUCUUGGAGGGUCCAGGGCCACAUCAAUCCAAACAGCCCCAGGCUGAACUGAGAUCUUGGGCUACAGAGGGAGCGAAGCCUUACUUUUCCCUGCCUUUUGCUCGUUCCUGGGCACUGAGAGCUAGGCAUCACGGGAACCUGGGUACGGGAGGAACAAGGGAUGUUUCCGGAGAGACAUGGCCCCAGCUCCACUGCUCACUAGCUGGUGAACCUAAGCAGUGACUUAACCUCUGAAAUUCCAGAACAUUUCAUCACUCCAAAAGGAGACCCCAUGAGCAUUCUCUCCCCCGGCCCCUGGCAACCACUAACCUGCUUUCUGUCUCUCUGGAUUUGCCUGUUCUGGACAUUUCAUAUAGAUGGAAUCAUACAGUGUGACCUUUUGUGUCUGGCUUCUUUCACUCGGUGUGAUGUUUUCAGGUUCAUCCACGUAGCGUGUGUCAGUGCUUCACUCCUUUUUAUGGCUGAGAAAUAUUUCUCUGUGUGGAUGGACCACAUUUUGUUCUUCAGUUUAUGGACAGUUUUGGUGAUUGUGACUAGU
This is a messenger RNA of Molossus molossus (Pallas's mastiff bat), 4622 nucleotides long. It is a transcript of the gene MVB12A, whose product is annotated as multivesicular body subunit 12A. The transcript is spliced from 11 exons. Bases 793 to 1605 code for a protein of 270 amino acids. NCBI's taxonomy places the organism in Eukaryota, Metazoa, Chordata, Mammalia, Chiroptera, Molossidae. Gene Ontology annotation, biological process: virus maturation; receptor catabolic process; regulation of epidermal growth factor receptor signaling pathway. The record is from RefSeq and is a predicted model, not a curated record. Gene Ontology annotation, cellular component: cytosol; ESCRT I complex.